CAAGUUGACAAAUUUAGCACAACACUAGGGCAACAACAUAUCAUCUGUCAAAAUUUUCAAAGGAAAAAAAAAUAAGAAAAUUCUCCAUUGUAACUUGUAACAGGUUCUCCUCCUCAAGCAAGCAGCUGUAGAAUAGGACCGUAGCGUAAGUAACAAUGGAAGAUAACCCUUCGAGCGAUGACGAAGUUAACAAAUCUCCAAUUAGUCCUAAAAUGGGUGGCAAGAAGCUAAAAUUGAACGAUGGGAGCUCGCAGGAGAGCCUUAAGGAUUCAGGUUCAAGUAAACCGGAGAAAGAUGAGAACGUAGACAGUGGGGUAUCUGCUGAUAAGUCUGAAAGCACGAGUAGUGACGACAGAGUUAAUGGGGCUGUGGAAGGGCCUUCGAACGAAGUAGUUAAUGUUGCGCCAUCAAGCAGUAACGUCCGUGCAAUACUUCUUAAUAUUAGACGCCCGAAAAGAGGGAGGAAUUAUAGGAAACGAAAAACUCCAGGGAGAGAUUCAGAUAGUAAUGACUCGUCAAGGGAUUCUGAUGAUCUGUCUGUGGAGGAAACUGUCCUGAAUGUGAGACAGGAUACUAGUAAUUCUGAAGGAGAUAAUGAAGACUUCCACAGAUAUCUUAGUGGUUCAGUAUCUGAAUUGUCCCCAAGUGGUGGGAGCUCCCCAUCCAGCUCAGAAAGCAAUGAUAGUUAUAACACUGACGGCACAGAUGACAUUGUCAGGCAAUCGGAUGACACUGACAGUGACAACCUCGUGUGGUCCCGGUUCGAAGAUGGAAACAAUGAUGAGAAUAAUGAAUCCAAUAUUGUUUUGAAGGAAAGACCCAAACACACAUACCAGAUAUGUAGAGAAAUAAUAAACCGCGAGAUGGGCCUGUCAUUUCCGUGUGGCAAAACGGGAAAAUACGAUGUGAUGUUUGAGAAAAGGUUCUACGGCUCACUGCACUCUAUAUACAGGCUGGACAAACUUCACCAUCUUAAUGAACAUAGAGGAUGUGUUAAUUCAAUAAAUUUUCACCCGGAAGGCCACCUCCUAGCAUCAGGGUCGGACGACACACAAGUAAUAGUAUGGGACUGGGCGCGGAAUAUCGCCUUGCAGUCGAUCAAGACGGGACACAAGUCCAACGUGUUCCAAAGCAAGUUCCUAUAUCUUAACGCGGAGAGCCAGAUCAACAUCGUCACUUGUGCUAGGGAUGGCCAGGUCCGCCUCGUGCAAUGCCCGCCGAGCGGCGGCCCAGCCGCGUCGCGCCGCCGCCUGACGUCGCACGCGCGCGCGGCGCACAAGCUGCACGUGAGCGCGUGCGAGCCGCACGUCGUGCUGUCCGCGGCCGAGGACGGGCUCGUCAUGCAGUGCGACGUCAGGGAAGACCAUCCCACCAGGCUGUUUCAAGUGCGCGACCAGAAGCACACGAUCCCGCUGUACAGCGUGAGCGGGCACCCGCUGCAGCCGCGGGAGCUGGCGGUGGCCGGCCGGGACAAGUUUGUGCGCGUCUACGACCGCCGGAAGUCCACCAAACCGCUGCUCAUGUACUGCCCCGCCACUUUCCUGCACCAGAACGGUCAGAAGAAGGCCGCGCGCUACGCAAUGAUGCAUAUGACGUGUGCUGUUUACAACCACGACGGAUCAGAGAUACUCGGCUCGUACAACGACGAGGAUAUAUACCUAUUCGAUACCAAGAAGGAUGUUUACGACAAAGAAGACACGAGUGGUAUCAAGGACGGUUACACGCAUCGCUACAGCGGCCACAGAAACAGUGCUACCUUCAAAGGAGUUGCCUUCUUCGGACCCAACAGCGAAUAUGUGGUGUCCGGAUCAGAUUGCUCGUAUAUCUACAUAUGGGAUAAGAAGAGUGAAGCUAUAGUCCAAUGGUUGAAAGGAGAUGAAAACGGAGUGGUGAACUGCGUAGAGGGUCACCCGCGCUGCCCCGUGCUGGCCAGCAGCGGGCUGGACCGCGACGUGAAGCUGUGGUGGCCGCGCCGCGCCGCCGACCCGCAACACGACGGGUUGGAGAAGCAAGUCCGCGAGAACAGUUCCAAAGUCCGCAGCACGUUGUUCCACGACUUCCUGCCGACGCUGUACUCGGCCUGGCGCGGCCGCGCCUCGCCCGCCGCUGACGGCGACGGCGACGGCGACUUCCAGGCUGACGGCAACGUCUGCACCGCCUUCUAGGCCCUGACACCUCUAUUGGAAACAUAAUUAACACUAACCCGGAUUUGAAUAGUGUUCGGUUGUUGCGAAACGUCCGCAUCGCCUUCUAUCACAUUCUAUGUCUGUUAGAAACAAUAAUUAGAACAUCCGGAUAUGAAGUGUUCAAUUGUUUCGUCUUCUAGAACCUUCUACGUCUGUUAGAAUGACAAUUAAGACCAUCUGAGAGUGUGAAUAGUGUUCAAUUUUGGGUCGAAUGUCUAUUUAAUAACGGUAAAUGAGCAAAUUCAAUUGUUUGAAUAAUUAAGACCAUCCGGAUAUGAUUAGUGUUAAAGGUCUAGAAAAUAACAGUAACUAUGUAUACAUAACAAUUGAACUUGCACAGUUCAAUUGUUAUGUAUACACUCGUCCGGUGAAGAAAUUAGAAGUGAUCACUCGGAUAGAUUUAUUUGUGCCGCUGUGUAUUUCAAGUCCCUCUAUAAAUCCAAAUAUCACAUAAUUGUGUGUAAUAUAUUAUUUAAAAUAAAUAAAAAUGAUGUCAUAAUUAUCUAUAUGCUGAAUAAAAAAUCAAAUGUUAUAUAAAAAGGUAUUGUUUCAUGUAAAUUUUGAGAUAAAAAAAAUCAAAUCUUUUUUGAGUCAUUGAAAUCAAAGGUAGUGCAGAUUUUAAUGAAAAUAAGUGAACUCUUUUCUAGAACAUAGGUUUGUGGAACUUUAAGAACUUGCCAUUAAUUUUUUUGUCAAACGCCAUUACAUCUUAAAGCGUCCACAACCAAAACUAUUUGUUGUUUGCUCUAAAAGUCAAAAGUCUACUACAAUUGUGACGACUAAAUGAAAACAAAUAAGUUUUUAAAAGCAGAUAGGUUAAACUGGCCAUAAUGGGCGCAUAAAAAUAUAUAUAUAUAUAUUCAAUUCAGAAAACACCACGUUAAUACAAAAGAAUCCAAUUUCGUCGUUAGCAACAUAGGCUAUGAAAUUAACGGGUUUCUUAGAAAUAUUCAGAUUAUCGUUGGUUGGCCGUUCAAAAUGCAUUCAAGGCAUUCAGAAUGAGUGUUUGUGACGAACAAUAUAAGAUAAAACAGGGAUCAAUGUUAUCAGAAUUACUAUUGGUAAAUAAAAACUAUGAAAGCCCAUUCAUUUGUACACUUCUUGGGAGUCAUAUAAAAAGGUUUUCUUUUGUUUGAAGGAAAACAAUUGAGAUUUCGACAUAAAAGCUUAUAUUGAGGUAACUAAAUAAGUCAAUGUAGAAAAAUUGAGAAACUAUAGGCUGGAUAUACAAAAAAAUUUGCCUGAACCAUACAAUACUUUGCGAAAAGGAUAAUACAGAAAGGUGCUACAUAAUUUUGAGAACGUUCAUAAAAUGUCAUUAUAAUUUAUUAUUUUAGAUCUUGGAUUCAUGCAAAAAUUUAACCUGCGAUAUACCUAGUGUGUGGAGAAUUUAGCUUUUAAUGCCACGGGCCAUUAAUACUGUCUAUGGCGUUUGAACAGAACAUGAUAGUCUAGUGAAAUCAUUGUUAUUACAGAAUAAGUACUAAGUUGAGUCAAUUUUAUUGAAAAUCCGCCAAAUAAACUUAUGUUGAAAUACAAAAAUAAAAAUUAACUUCACAAAAAAACAUAUUUCAGUUUAAAUUUUUACUACCAUCGACUUUUACAGAACGAUUCCAAAGCAACUCAGUUCAAUUUAGGCACCUGCAAUAAAUCGCAUUCAUAAUAAAAAUUAGGUCAAUGGCACGAAUUUGCGAUGCAGUUCAGUUUAGGUCGUAAAGUGGAUCGCGGUAAGAGAUGGUGGUAAGCCCCCAGAAGUAAAAUAUUUUCUUGUAUUUCGAUAUCAUUUGGUGUAUUUUUAAAAAAUAUUAUUGACUGAAUGUUACAUGUUGGCAGUAUCAGAAAAUUCUUUUGGCCAAACAAUAUUUACAGUUUUGAAAAUUUCUUAUGACAUAUUAAUCUGUCGAAUUCGGAAUUUCAAAAUGCUUUUUCCUAGAUAAAAUCGUUAUAAUGUUAAUCUAUGUUCUUCGUAUUCCUAACUUUAAGCUUAGUUGAGAAAAAUCAAACUCACUUUCGCGUUUAUAUUCAACCGUUACUUUCAUAAAAAUACGUACGUAAUAGUAUCAAUUGAUUAUAGAAAUAAAAUUGGUCAUUUAGCAUAACCUUUUCGCCGCGAUACCUUAUCUAUACUACUAUUAUGAAAAGGUAAACGUUUGUGAGUUUGUAUGUUUGAGGCGGGUAAUCUCCGAAACUGCCGAACCUAUUUCAAAAAAUUUUUCACCAUUAGAAAGGUACAUUAUCCAAGAUUGCUUUAUUUGUUUAUUUAGAUAGGCUUUAUUUUAUCUCAAAAUUCCCACGGGAACAAAUAGUUUUGGAGAUUAUCUGCCUUAAACAUACAAACUCACAAACGCUUACCUCUUUAUAAUAAUAAUAGAGAUUAGUUUAGCUAUAUUAUGUGCAUUGCUUUCUGUAAAAAAAUCAAUGUAUCCAAAUACAUUGCUGCUUAGGUCCGUGCAGGGUAACUUAAUGCGAUUGGCUCCCUUAUUUUAUUAUGCUUUUAUAUUCGAAACCAGCGACUGUAAAGUGAUGUAAGUUAUUGUUUGAAGAAUUAAAUAGUAUAUUAGAAAAGUUUAUGUAACGUCUACUUAUAUAUUUUAAUAUUAUAAUUGGUAAUUGUGUUAUACCUACUGAAGAUAAAACUUUUUAAAACACGAGGUUUUUGUAAUAUUACAAAUAAUAACCAGAACACUAUUGGAAUUUAUACUGUUCUACGAUGAUGUCAAAUAAAAAAAUAUUAAAAAUGUUUCGUUUGUUAAAUAGUUAGUUAUUAAUUAAGCGAAUUCAAUGUGAUAGCUGAAUAACGCGUUUUGUUACAUUUUUUUUGUGUUCUUCAAGAACAGGAGUACUAUUUUGAAAUGCAUGAUUUGUCAAAGUUUCGAACUCGAGCAUUUCAAAAAUAGCACCCCAGGACAUAUGCGUUUUCAAUUUAACAUUAUAUGUGUAUUUUUGUUAAUAAUUAAAAGGAGGCUUGAUUAUUCUUGACAUUUAAUUUCCUUUCAUCACAUGAAAUUGAUAUCGCUUGCUCUCGUAUCAAACUUUCCAUGAGGUUUGAAUUAAAAUUAUUAUUUGAUAAAUAUACCAACAUGUAGUUAGUAAAGAUUUUAAAAAUGUAGAAUAGUACUGUAAAUGUUACUUUAGCGCGUAUAUAUUUUGCUCAUUUAUUUAUUGAAAAUUUGUUUUAGCUGUAAUAUUUGCUUAUACUAUUAUUAAUUAUUGCUGGAGCAUAUACAUCAGCAGGAUGGCAGAACAUUAAACUGGUAAUCUUAACAUUUUUACCUUUUUUUUUAUCACUCAUGUUAAAACUACGUGAAACGUGAACUAUUAUUUGCAAAAUACGGUAUUAGCUCUAGCUAGCAAAAUAACAUAUCAGUGAGAGUUGGUUUAUAUCGGAAUAAAAUACAGGAAUACGCUAGAAAGAACUGCACAUACUUCCUGACCACGAACAAUAUUUCUCACUAGUGACACACUUGAUUAAUUUAAAAUUUUCCUGCCAGAACAAUGUUACUCCAGCAGAAAUAGUAAAAACUACAACAGGCACCAAUUUCUUAUGCCGGGCACAUACAUAGCUGAUGAGGCACUAAUUAUACGUUCCACUCAUACUGUAGGAGAUACUUUCUAGCUGGAGUAACGUACACUAGAAAUUUAGCUUCCAAAACAACCUAAUCCGAAAGGCCAUGGUGGGAAUGUGUUAUUCGCACGAAUUUUAAUCCCGCCUUGUGUAAAACAUACAGGAUCUUUUAAAAAUAGUAUAUGCUUUCAAAUUGGUAAUAAAAACUUUAAAUAUGAUGGUGGUAUUUAAUUAGUGUAAGUUCACAGAUUCGAGCUGACGGAACAGUUUGUUUAAUAAUUAUGUAUAUAACGACACUUCUCACUGCAACUGCUAUAUAGGGUAAUUUUUGAAAUAACAUUAAAAAUUUCCACAGCAGUUUUGGAUGACGGAACUAUUUUUCCAGCACGCAGCAAUUUUUAAACUCAUCCUUACAUAGGUCUGAUCAGCUGAUGGGACUUGUACGGAAAGUCGAUUAGAUUUUUGAUUCACAAUAUAUUUUUUUGUGCUAGCGGUAACGUAUGUACUGAGCAUAUUGUAAAACGCCUGCGUACUCAACUUUCUUAAAAUGCUCAAAGCCUCAUUGCAUUGUAUAAUGAACUGAUAUUUUGUUAGUUAAUGUUGUUCCAUAUCAAUCAAGUUGUGAUUUGAAUUGUCACAAGGCACUAUUUCGAUAGCCAUCUAUGACCCUGUCACGACCACGAAAGGUAUGCUUCAGAAGCGGCGUUACAACAGCAACGUGGCCGAUCUGUUAUUGAUAGUUCCACAAGUGCCGCGGGACUUCUUUCGUGGCGUGGUCUCUUUACAUUUAUUGUCCUUUACACCACGAAAUUGGGCAUAAACAUUGCUUCUGAGGUUAAAAAUUAUUAAAAAAAUACAUAUUUUUUAAUUGACGAAGUUGAGGGAAAAUGUUACGCGUUAUUAUGUAUAAUGUCACAACCAGGUUGAAUCAUUUGUGUCUCCAAUAACUGCAAAUCACCAUACAUCAAAAUAAAUGUGGACGUGUAAACACGUGUAAAAUCAGUUCCAACAAUGUAAAUAAAUGAUUUUGAAAAAUAAA
Molecule: messenger RNA, 6790 nt
Organism: Plodia interpunctella (Indianmeal moth)
Lineage: Eukaryota; Metazoa; Arthropoda; Insecta; Lepidoptera; Pyralidae
Exons: 12
Coding region: 156-2165 (669 amino acids)
Cellular component (GO): cytoplasm; Cul4-RING E3 ubiquitin ligase complex
Molecular function (GO): protein binding
Source: RefSeq, a predicted model, not a curated record